Messenger RNA from Entrophospora sp. SA101, 849 nucleotides. NCBI's taxonomy places the organism in Eukaryota, Fungi, Glomeromycota, Glomeromycetes, Entrophosporales, Entrophosporaceae. The record is from the annotation of a GenBank genome assembly.
AUGGCAGAAGCACCCGCUCUCAGUGUACAAAUAGUUCGUGGUUUAAACGAUAGAGUUUACGAGAAACGUAAAGCAGCUGCAUUAGAAAUAGAAAAAUUAAUUAGAACGCAUUUUGCUUCUAAUAAUGUAGAAAAAAUUAAAAGUAUUAUUGAAAAACUCACUCAAGAUUUUGCUUACUCUGCACAUCAAAAUUCACGUAAUGGAGGUCUAAUAGGUUUAGCAGCAGCCGCAAUCGCUUUAGGGCCUGAUGUGGCACCCUAUUUAGAUGAUAUUGCUACGCCAGUUCUUCAUUGCUUUACUGACCAAGAAUCACGCGUAAGAUAUUAUGCGUGUGAAAGCAUGUAUAAUAUUGCAAAGGUUUCUAAAGGCGAGAUUUUGAGAUAUUUUAAUGAGAUUUUUGAUGCAAUGAGUAAGCUAGCCGCAGAUGCUGACUUACCAGUGAAAAAUGGAACAGAACUAUUGGAUAGGUUAAUUAAAGAUAUUGCAGCAGAACAAUCAACCACAUAUGUUUCAGUUUUAGAUGCCCCAAGCCUUGUUUCAAAUGACGAUCAAGAUUUUUCAACGGAUCCAAUGAAUAUCCCAAGAACCACAGCAUUUUCAUUACCAAAAUUUAUUCCAUUGUUGGCUGAACGUAUUCGUGUUAAAAAUCCAUUCACACGAUUGUUUUUAGUUUCAUGGAUUACAGUAUUAGACUCAAUACCAGAUCUUGAAUUGGUUUCUUUUUUACCAGAUUUUUUAGAUGGACUAAUAAAUUUUUUGAGUGAUCCCAAUGAAGCUGUGUGUGUUUCAACUUCCAACGUCUUGGCAAAUUUUUUAACAGAAAUACGUGAAGCUGUUGAGGAUUACUAG